Messenger RNA from Hemiscyllium ocellatum (epaulette shark), 5688 nucleotides. RefSeq names its product PDS5 cohesin associated factor B (gene pds5b). Gene Ontology annotation, molecular function: DNA binding. The coding region runs from base 180 to 4550 and encodes 1456 amino acids. The record is from RefSeq and is a predicted model, not a curated record. Gene Ontology annotation, cellular component: nucleus; chromatin. Gene Ontology annotation, biological process: DNA repair; mitotic sister chromatid cohesion. NCBI's taxonomy places the organism in Eukaryota, Metazoa, Chordata, Chondrichthyes, Orectolobiformes, Hemiscylliidae. The transcript has 35 exons.
ACUGCUGUGUUGACAGUGCCUCCCUCCCCCGCUCUUCGUUCAUUGGUGCAGACGGAGACAAAUUGGCGCCAUUUUGAAGCGUUCCACGGGCAGGCGGCAGAGGCAGCGGCCGUUGGAGAAUUGGACUGGACCAGAUUAGACUGGGGCUUUCACACGGGGAGGAAACGUGAUCUAUAACCAUGGCUCAUGCCAAGCCAAAGGCCAAUGAUGGAAAAAUUACAUAUCCACCUGGAGUGAAAGAGAUCUCUGAUAAAAUAUCAAAGGAGGAAAUGGUUCGAAGAUUAAAGAUGGUUGUAAAAACUUUCAUGGAUAUGGACCAAGAUUCCGAGGAUGAGAAGGAGCUGUAUCUGAAUUUAGCAUUGCAUCUUGCUUCUGAUUUUUUCUUGAAACAUCCUGACAAGGAUGUACGUCUGCUUGUUGCUUGCUGCCUAGCUGAUAUUUUUAGAAUCUAUGCCCCAGAGGCACCCUAUACAUCACCAGAUAAACUGAAGGAUAUAUUUAUGUUCAUAACAAGACAGCUUAAGGGGUUAGAAGAUACAAAAAGUGCACAGUUUAACAGAUAUUUCUACUUGCUUGAGAACAUUGCCUGGGUCAAGUCAUAUAAUAUCUGCUUUGAACUGGAGGAUAGUAAUGAUAUAUUCACUCAAUUGUAUAGAACACUUUUCCAAGUUAUAAACAAUGGCCACAACCAGAAAGUUCACAUGCACAUGGUGGACCUGAUGAGUUCCAUAGUUUGUGAAGGGGACACAGUUUCUCAAGAACUUUUGGAUACCGUUCUUGUUAACCUAGUACCAGCACAUAAGAAUCUAAAUAAACAAGCAUAUGACUUGGCAAAAGCUCUUUUAAAACGAACAGCUCAAGCAGUUGAACCUUAUAUUACGAAUUUUUUUAACCAGGUUUUAAUGCUGGGAAAGACCUCCAUUAGUGAUCUAUCAGAGCAUGUGUUUGACCUGAUCCUUGAGCUAUACAAUAUUGACAGUCAUCUGCUGCUUUCUGUGUUACCACAGUUGGAGUUUAAACUUAAGAGCAAUGAUAAUGAAGAGCGCUUAGCGGUAGUUAAACUGCUAGCAAAAAUGUUUGGAGCAAAAGAUUCAGAGCUGGCAUCACAGAACAAGCCACUGUGGCAGUGUUAUUUGGGAAGAUUCAAUGACAUCCAUGUUCCUAUUCGUCUUGAAUGUGUAAAAUUUGCGAGUCACUGCCUUGUGAACCACCCAGAUUUAGCAAAAGAUCUCACUGAAUUUCUCAAAGUUCGAUCACAUGAUCCAGAAGAAGCAAUAAGACAUGAUGUCAUUGUCUCCAUUGUAACUGCUGCAAAAAAGGAUCUCUCGCUUGUUAAUGACCACCUGUUAAAUUUUGUGAGGGAAAGAACAUUAGACAAACGGUGGAGAGUGAGAAGAGAAGCAAUGAUGGGACUGGCGCAGAUCUAUAAAAAGUACUGUUUACAAGCUGAGGCAGGAAAGGAAGCUUCCAAAGAGAUUUCAUGGAUUAAAGACAAACUUUUGCAUAUAUACUACCAAAACAGCAUUGAUGACAAGUUACUUGUUGAAAGGAUAUUUGCACAGUACAUGGUGCCUCACAAUUUGGAGACUUCGGAAAGGAUGAAGUGUUUGUAUUAUCUUUACGCAACCCUCGACACAAAUGCUGUCAAAGCAUUAAAUGAAAUGUGGAAAUGUCAAAACAUGCUGAGGCAUCAUGUACGUGACUUGCUUGAUCUGCACAAACAACAAAAAUCAGAUACCACUGACAAAGCCAUAUUCUCAAAAGUGAUGAUAAUUGCCAAAAACUUGCCUGAUCCAGGAAAAGCCCAGGACUUUAUGAAGAAAUUUGACCAAUUUUUAGAAGAGGAUGAGCGAAUCCGAUCCCAACUGGAUGUGCUUGUUAGUCCGAAUUGUUCAUGCAAGCUAGCAGAAGGAUGUGUGCGUGAAAUAACCCGAAAACUAAGCAACCCGAAACAACCUACAAAUCCAUUUUUGGAAAUGGUGAAAUUUCUCCUGGAGAGGAUAGCACCUGUACAUAUUGACACAGAGUCUAUUAGUGCUUUAAUUAAGCAGAUUAAUAAAUCCAUUGAUGGCACAGCUGAUGAUGAAGAGGAAGGUGUGCCAACUGAUGAAGCAAUACGAGCAGGCCUUGAAUUGCUAAAGGUAUUAUCUUUCACGCAUUCGAUCUCUUUUCACUCUGCGGAAACAUUUGAAUCUCUCCUCCAGUGCUUGAAAAUGGAAGAUGAAAAGGUGGCAGAAGCUGCUUUACAGAUCUUCCGAAAUACUGGACAGAAAAUUGAAGAUGACUUUCCUCACAUUCGAUCUGCUUUGCUGCCUGUAUUGCAACAGAAGGCCAAGAAAGGCACUGCUCGACAAGCCAAGCAUGCAAUUCACUGCAUUCAUGCAAUAUUCUCCAGUAAAGAGACACAAUUUGCACAGAUAUUUGAGCCUUUGCACAAAAGUUUGGAUCCCAGCAACCCAGAGCAGCUCAUCACUCCUUUGAUUUCAAUUGGACAUAUAGCUAUGCUGGCUCCAGAACAAUUUUCUGCACCUCUGAAGUCCCUAGUGGCUGGUUUUGUUGUGAAAGACUUGUUAAUGAAUGACCGAUUUCCGGCGAAGAAGACGACAAAGCUUUGGGUACCAGAUGAUGAAGUCUGUCCUGAAACACUGACAAAAAUACAGGCCAUGAAGAUGAUGGUGCGGUGGUUGAUGGGAAUGAGGACCAAUAUAAAUAAAUCAGGAACCUCUACCUUGAGACUAUUAACGGCUAUACUACAUAGUGAUGGUGACUUGACAGAACAGGGGAAAAUUAGCAAACCUGAUAUGUCACGUUUGCGUCUGGCAGCUGGUUGUGCUGUUUUGAAAUUAGCACAGGAGCCCUGUUACUAUGAAAUCAUUACACUAGAACAGUUUCAGUUAUGUGCACUGGUAAUGAAUGAUGAAUGUUACCAAGUGAGGCAGAUAUUUGCACAGAAGCUCAACAAAGGACUUGCGAAACUACGACUACCACUAGAGUACAUGGCAAUUUUCUCACUCUGUGCAAAGGACCCAGCAAAAGAAAGGAGAGCACAUGCCAGACAAUGUCUGGUGAAAAAUAUCAAUAUUCGGAGGGAGUAUUUAAAGCAACAUGCAGCAGUAAGUGAAAAACUGUUAUCUUUGCUACCUGAGUAUGUUGUUCCAUACACAAUUCACCUCCUUGCGCAUGAUCCAGAUUAUGUAAAGGUGCAGGAUAUUGAGCAGCUGAAAGAUAUUAAAGAAUGUUUAUGGUUUAUGCUUGAAAUACUGAUGGUUAAGAAUGAAAACAACAGCCAUGCUUUUAUCAGAAAAAUGGUGGAAAACAUAAAACAAACAAAAGAUGUUCAGGGCCCAGAUGACCCAAAGAUGAAUGAGAAGUUGUACACUGUUUGUGAUGUUGCAAUGAACAUUAUCAUCUCUAAAAGUACUACAUACAGCCUGGAGUCUCCAAAAGACCCAGUCCUACCUGCUAAAUAUUUCACUCAUCCUGAUAAGAAUUUCAACAAUAGCAAAAAUUAUCUACCUUCAGAGAUGAAAGCCUUUUUUACACCUGGCAAGCCAAAGGCAACUAAUGUUCUUGGUGCAGUAAAUAAGCCUCUGUCAUCAGCAGGAAAACAGGCACAGACCAAGUCAUCACGAAUGGAAACUAUGAGUAAUGCCAGCAGCAACUCUAAUCCCAGUUCUCCUGGAAGAAGUAAAGGAAGGCUCGAUAGUUCUGAGAUUGAUCACAGUGAAAAUGAGGAUAUCACAGUAAUGAAGAAUCCACCUCUCCCCACAAAGAAAAUGGAUAAGAGGGAAGACCCAGACCAUCUGAGGUCAGAAAGUGAUAAACCAAGAGGACGGAAGAAAGCAGCCUCUGGACUUUCAUUAGAUCAAGAGGAUCGGUCAAGUGUGGAACUUCUAGAUCAAGUGAAACCUGCAAAAACAGGUCAACGGGGUAGAAAAAGAGCUGCACACACUUCUGAUUCAGAUGAACAGCAGUGGCCAGAAGAGAAAAGAUCAAAAGAUCUCUUGGAGAACGAAGAUGAACAAAAUAGUCCACCAAAGAAAACAAAAAGAGGGCGUCCGCCAAAAGCUACAAGUGAAGAAGUCCCUAAGGGAGAGACGCAAGGAAAAGGAGGCAAAAGAAGUAAAAAGAGAGCAAUAGCGGUUGAAAGGGAAGAUGGUGACGGUGAUAAUGAAAAUCAGGAACAAAAGCAAAAAAGAACCAGACAACCAAGAGCCCCUAAAAAAUCACAAAGAAUAGAAACUCCAGAAUCUGAUGUAACUGAGUCAUUAUCUAUGGAAUCAACGCCACAGAAGAAACGAGGAAGGCCACCAAAAAUGGCAACCACACCACAAUCGCAACCAAAGAAAACUUUCCGCGGAGGACGUUCAAGACGAGCUGUCAAUAGAGAAGAUGAUUCAUCGGCAGAGAUGGAUUCUCAUCAUGACAGCUCAUUGGAGAACAUGGACAUUUCUCAGGAAAGCUCAGUGGAUGGAGUGAACACAGAAGAGGAGAAUGAAUUAAGCACAUUGAGGGUGCGUCGUAAGCCCAGCAAAAGGGAAAGAAGAUGAAGAGUAGAUAUUUGCAGAUGUUGGCAUUAGAGCUUGGUAAUUGUACUGUAAAGCUCAAGACUAAAGGACAUUGUCUAAAUAACAACUGGUUGUUAAGGAAAGCAUCUUGUAUCUAUUACACAUGCAUUUGCAGUCUCAAGGUCACAAGCUUUUGGCAAACACAUCAAGUCCUAAAUUGUGGGUUGUCGUGCAUUGUGAUGUGUGCUGACUACAAUGUACUGACAUUACGGAGAGAUUGAAAUAAAUGAAAUUGUAAAUAUUUUUUAUGUUUUGAUUGAAAAUGUGCUUGUAUAGCUUUUAAAUUACAGCUUUAAAUCACCAACACAACUGUGUACUAAAUGUGUGGGUGAAGAAAGUUGGUCACAGUGAAAGUUGACAACUUAAGCAAUACUUGUUAAUAAUUGUACCUUCUGUGGCAUUGUACCUUCAAGAAGGGGCUGGUUCAUGGAAAGAACAAAUACAUUAUUGCAUUUUCCUGCAGCACAUACUUCUGUGGUUAGAUAUGUUGGAAAGUCACCUUUUCUAAAAUCCUUUAGUGUUUGACUAUAUAUACUUGUUUCUGUAAUCUGCUUUACUGCUUCUGCUUUCCACCACUGAAGAUGUUGGACAGUAAGUCCUCAGUUGUAUAAAAUGUGAAGUCAGCUAAAAUGCUGUGGCAUUUUACUUGUCAGUAUUGAUGCCAGAGAUGUCUAGGCUUUUAGAUAAAGUUGGAAAAAAAAGGAUUUUAGUUAAAAUAUUUUAAUACUGAUGGUGUAUUAGGCAUUCAAAUUGUACACCUUACUCUAGUUAUCUCCCCUGUCAAAUUUGUAUCAAUCUACUGUAUCAAUAAAAUUCUGUAACUGAGCUUGCCUUGUUAUAGUGGGGAAAAACGUUUGUGUAUUUUGAAGGGUAACCCUCCCUAAGUUAUGGUUCCUAAGAGUUAGAUCAUGUGAAAGUUGUUUAUUGUGGUAUGUGAUUAAUAAGAAAAGGAGCCUCUCUGCAUUGUAACAACUGUCUGUUCUGCUUGAAAUGCACUUGACAUAUCGUUAAAAAUGCCUGCAAUAAUAUUUCGUAUUUUCCUUGUUGAUUUUUAUUUCUGUAUUGUCAAUCUGUACCAAAAUUUGGGUUUAAUCAGAUUAAAAUUAUUUUGUUUUACAAA